This is a messenger RNA of Metschnikowia bicuspidata var. bicuspidata NRRL YB-4993, 2454 nucleotides long. It is a transcript of the gene ASE1, whose product is annotated as Ase1p. The record is from RefSeq and is a predicted model, not a curated record. Lineage: Eukaryota; Fungi; Ascomycota; Pichiomycetes; Serinales; Metschnikowiaceae. Gene Ontology annotation, molecular function: microtubule binding. The transcript has 3 exons. Gene Ontology annotation, cellular component: mitotic spindle midzone; spindle; cytoplasm. The coding region runs from base 1 to 2454 and encodes 817 amino acids. Gene Ontology annotation, biological process: microtubule cytoskeleton organization; mitotic spindle midzone assembly.
AUGGAAAAGCAAUUUGAUGCAAUAGCCUCAAAAGUGACCGAGACCAUCCAGAGCAUCAGUUCUAUAUACAAUGAGAUUGGGUACACCUCGCUGGAGAUUGCGGAGAAAAAGGCGGAGAUUUUCGAAACCAUAAACAAUGCAAUCGUUUCGUUCAAGAGCAAUCUCGAACGUGAGAAAAAUAGCAUCAACAACGAAUGCGAGUGGCUCCGGCAGCAAAUUCGCGUGAUUCUUGCGAUGUUGAACGAUCAUACUGGCGAAAAACACUUGAAGCUCUCGAGCAGGGGUGUUGUAUUUGACGACGAGCUUAUGUAUGCAGAAGGAGCAGUUGCCAUGGGAGAGGCAAGUGCUGCUAGCAACCAGAAUCACUUCAUGACCAACCACAGCCCAACGUUGUCCUUGCUUCAGUACAAGACACGGCUAAAUCUGAUAUUUCUAGAGGUUUUGAAGGCGUUUGUGAAGGUAUUCAAACGAUUCAACGAAGUUAAUCGGAUGUUUUGGGAAAAUAUCGACACCAUCACGGAUGACUUCACCGCACAUAAAAACUCUGUCUUUUCAGAAUCCAUACCUAGCAAACUGGAUGCCGAUGAGCAUGCGGUACUUAUCGCAGAAUUUGAGUCGAUUCUAGAGCAGUUGAACAUGACAACUCGGAACUACAAUCCACAGUUACGCCAGGGUAUGAGCGAAACUGCAGUGCAGGAUGUUGCUUUCAUAAUCUCAAGCCCAAGGAAGAAAAAACAAUCGAUGGCUGGCCUGGAGUCGGAAAUCGACCCUGAUGCUUCUUCUGAUGAGGCUAUGAAUCGACUCAGGGAAAUUAACUAUAAACUUGUACACGCCAUCCGGGGACUCAAGGUGACGAAGGUCACCAACGAAACGAUCGCACAGUUGGCCAAAGAAGUCGAGACCACAGAAAAUGAGAUCGAAGUUCGAGUGCAGAGCAUGAAAGACAAAAUAUCCGACUGUUUAAAUGUAAUCGACGUGCUUUCGUUGACUGAACUGGAUCUUAUUGCCAUACAGCGAAUGCAAAGUCAAUCUGACCGUGAGAAACAAGCCUCAUACGCUGGUGAAGGGUUGUUUGAUGUCGACACGCUUAGAUUCAUUCAAAAUAAUCCCCGUGAGUUUGGGUUGAUGGAUCAUCAUUUGAACUUUGUCGCCAGACUCACGCACACUUUACAAACAAUCAGGGACAACAAGAAAAAGAAAUGGGAGCAGUAUUCACAGGUCUGUUCAAGCUUAUGGGAGAAGCUUGGUGAAAAUAGAAGCUACACUGAAAUCUUUCUUGCAGAAAACUCGAACUUAACUGACCUCGCCUUGACGAAUCUUAAAAUGGAGUUGAAGAGGCCAUACGCAAUGCGAUCCGAGUACGUUGAUAGCUUCAUUCUUGAUGCACGAAAGCAGGUUUUCGAGCUUCAUUCGAAAUUGCUCUAUUCAGAUGCUCGACGCCAAGAGUUCAAAUACAAAAACUACGAUGUGAAUGAUAUUUCUGGAGACAAGGAAUGCAUUCUAGAUGAGCUCGAGGUGGAAAUUGAGAAACUCAAGCGUGACUAUGCUUCUAAAGAGCCCGUCUUAUCUCUCUACGCUGAACUCAAUGAAUUGCUCGAGGAUCAGAAUUUCCUCAAUGAAUCGUCCAAAGAUUCCUCUCGCUUGCUCAGCAAAAACUCGUGCAAGAUUUUAUUGAAUGAAGAAAAGUUGCGAAAAAAAAUCAACAAGAAUUUACCAAGAGUCCUCAGCUCCUUGAAACAGGAGAUAAUUACCUACAACGAUAGACUGCUUUCAGAAGGUCUAUCCCCUAUCACUGCUGGCAAUGAUGAUAUGUUUGAGAAGAUUUUAUUGAUAGAAUCCGACUUAGGCACACAGGGUAGUAAGCCAACGAGAAACAAGCCUAGCGUUGCUUUUUCAACGAGAACAUCUUCGCCCAAAAAACCUAGCUUGCCAGAAAUGAACACCAUCAGGCGUUCUCCAAGAGCAGAAGAUCACAAAGUUCUCGGCAAGAAAACUGCACUUGGAAGCGCCGUUUUGGUACCCCUCAACACAUCUUUGGCUCCCAAUGAUAUAUGCUCUGCAGGGCCUUCGCCAGUGAGCCGGGAAGAUUCGAGUUCCAGCUGCACCAGCAGCAACGACACGUUAUACUCAAUUUGUUCCCGUGUUUCGCCCUUGAAAACGGCGUUGAAUGUCAACCGGUCUUUCUCUGACAAUUUCUCUCCUUCAAAAAGAGCUGACAAGGGCACCGAAAAAGGACCGAUUUCGACAGAAGACGAGAAAGAAAACCCGUUUGUUGCACGCAAAACUGUUUUCGGGGGACCGCUCGGGGCGCUUCUGAAACCCAAGAAAUCUAGGGAAGACGCGAGGCUAAGCAGCGGCAGUCUCGCCAAUUCCACGAUUGGUGGUGACGACUACCAAACAUGGCGGGAUGAGCGAAUUAAGGAAAUUAAUGGGGAGGACCUAGACUUAUGCUAG